AAACUCCUUUGCAGGAAGAAUCGUCAGAGCUCGUGUUUCACACAACCGUUCGUUUAUACCGCAAUCAAUCAUGUAAGGAGGGGAGACAUGUUAUUGUUUUUGUGGGAAUAAUAAAUACAAAGUGGCAUUUAAUCUCUGGUUGUUAAUCUCCCAACAGCUGUUUAAAAAAAUCUUAGCUACAAACUUCGCGUGGGAGAAGAACGUGAGCGACUGCCAACUGUGUGAUUGAAUGGCUGAGGGCUCAGUCACAGACUCUCUGGAUUUGAAUCCAGAUGAGACUUCAGCACGACAGAAAUGUAACCAGCAGCAAUCCAGGAGGUGUCGGAACAGAGAGGGCCACAACCGUAACUGGAGUGGUUCUAAUAAUUACGGCCCAGCACCGCAGCAACAGCAGCAAGGCCAUUUUCACCAUGGGGUCAAACAAUCUCAAGUCCAUGACAAUUCAACGGUCCCUGUAAAUUUCCAUCCUCCUCCCUACCACCAAGAGGAUGUAUCAAGGGGUCGAGGAAGAGGAGGAAGAGGGGCUAACGGAGGUGGUGGGGGAGGGGGCCGGGGCUCAAGGGGCCAGCCUCCAAGGUGGAACAGGCCUGGGGUCGACACGGGCCCCCCUGGCUUACCUAGGGGCCACCAUGGACUGGGUGGUGGUGGUGGCUACAGGCCUGGAACACCCCCCAUAGACGGGCCUAGCUGGCGUCGAGGAGACCCUGGCGGCUGGAGUGUAGAGGUGGGGCCUGCCCACGAAGACCACCAGGACACCCGCCCUGAAAAACCCCGACGGUUCAGCCAGGAGCCGCGGAGAGAAGAGAGAGGUGCGAGGAGUGCGAAAGGACCUCCUCACUCUCUGGAAAAGCAGGAGAACCACGACAGCCACGCUACAGGAGGAGGAGGCUGGGACCCUGCUGAGCCCAGAGAAGAAACCCCACCAUCAGAAAUGGGGGCCAGAAGCCGAAAAGGAGGGAGAGCCGAAGAAAGGAACCCCCACGUCGACGCUCAACAGAAAUUCCCUGAGCCCAAGCGACGCCAGGGGCCUAUCAAAGAAUAUCCCCAGGAGAAGGACCAUGAGAGGGGAGCCAGAGACAUCCCCUCUGGCCAUCGUGAUAAACUGGGCUCUGGCACUGAAGAGGAGCCCAGCUGGAGGAGUCAGGGGAGAGGCCAGGCGAGACGCACCCCCCUACAGGACAGAGGCCAGAGGAGAACACUCAACUCAGACCACAGGCCUGGACAGAAGAGGUGGGACAACGUGCCCAACAAGAGCAAGGAGACUCAGACAGGUUGCCUGAUCGAGCAGCUGUCUGAGGAGAAGUAUGAGUGCAUGGUGUGCUGUGAGGUGAUCAGAGUCAUGGCUCCAGUCUGGAGCUGCCACAGCUGCUUCCACGUCUUCCAUCUCAACUGCAUCAAGAAGUGGGCCCGCUCCCCAGCCUCCCAGGCAGACGAAACAAAUGAUGGGUGGCGGUGUCCGGCCUGUCAGAAUGUUGUCUUCCAACCCCCGAACGUCUACAAGUGCUUCUGUGGCAAAGCGACCAACCCAGAGUUCCAGCGUAGUGAGAUCCCACACAGCUGUGGAGACAUGUGUGGGAAGAAGAGGAGCGGAGCAGACUGCAAGCACCCCUGUAACAUUUUGUGUCACCCAGGACCUUGUCCCCAGUGUCCUGCUUCUGUCACCAAAGCAUGCACCUGCGGAAGAACCAGUCAGCCAAUGCGGUGUGGCCAGGCCACUGCCAUCCACUGUGACAAGCAGUGUGGCGCCACCCUCAACUGUUCCGAACACACCUGUACCCAGGUGUGCCACAGCGGACUGUGCCAGCCUUGCCCGCUACAGGUCAAGCAGGUGUGCUACUGCGGUGUUGUGUCUCGGGAGGUACUCUGUGGGACGGAUAAAGACCGCUUUGAUGGCUCAGGUCACUUCUGCUGUCAGAAAGCAUGUGGCAAGAUGUUGGACUGUGAGGCCCACCGCUGUGAGCAGGUGUGCCACCCUGGGCCGUGCAAGCCGUGCCCACGCUCCCCCAGGCUAGUAAGGAGCUGCCCCUGUGGGCAGACGGCCCUGGCCAAGCUCCUGGAGCUGGGCUACCCCGAACGCCGCAGCUGCUCCGACCCCAUCCCCUCCUGUGGCAAGACCUGCAGCAAGCCUCUGCCCUGCGGCUCCAGCGAGACCAUCCACAUCUGUGAGAAGCUGUGCCAUGAGGGAAGCUGCGGUCCCUGCUCGCUCACCUCCACCAUCAAAUGCAAAUGCGGCUCGAAGACCAAGGAUGUUCCCUGUGCAGUCAUCCAGAAUGAAGAUGGACUGAUUUUUACUUGUGAGAAGCGCUGCCUCAAAAAACGCUCCUGUGGCCGACACAAAUGUGGCGAGCUGUGCUGUGUGGGCGCGGAACACAAGUGCUCUCUGAUCUGUGGCUACAAGCUCAACUGUGGCCUCCACCGCUGCCAAGAGCUCUGUCACCGUGGGAACUGCCAACCCUGCUGGCAAACCAGUUUUGAUGAGCUGGCGUGCCACUGUGGGGUGAGUGUCCUGUUCCCCCCCAUCGCCUGUGGCACCAAGCCCCCAGAGUGUAAGAACCCGUGUACCAGGAGGCACGAGUGUGACCACCCAGUGUUCCACAACUGCCACAGUGAGGAGAAGUGCCCACCCUGUACCUACCUCACUCAGAAGUGGUGCAUGGGAAAGCAUGAGCGAAGGAGCAACAUCCCGUGCCACCUUCAGGACAUCUCCUGUGGCCUGGCCUGCAACAAGGUUCUGCUGUGUGAUCUCCACCGCUGCCGCCGCAUCUGUCACCGGGCCGAGUGUCUGGCCGAGGGCGUCUGCCGCCAGCCCUGCCUGCUUCCCCGGCCCAACUGUGGCCACCCCUGCAACGCCCCUUGCCACAAGGGCACCAGCUGCCCGGGCAGCACCUGCACUGCCAAGGUGGCGCUACAGUGCGACUGCGGUCGGAGAAAGGAAACUGUGGUGUGCACGGAAGCAGCCAGUGCCCAUCAGAGGUAUGCAGCCAUUGCCAUGGCCAGUAAGCUGUCUGACAUGCAGCUCGGUGACACUGUAGACAUGGGUCUUAUCACUAAGAAGGAGAUGAAACACACCAAGUUGGAGUGUGAUGAGGGGUGUGCUGCACUGGAAAGGAACAGGCGAUUGGCUGAGGCCCUGCAGAUUGACCCGUCAGUGGACCCCUUCAAUAUGCGCUCCUCCUCCUCAACGUACAGUGACAGCCUCAGAGUUGAUGCCAGAAAAGAUUUUAAGUUUGUCAGCGAGAUAGAAGAGGAGAUCAAGAAUCUGGUUGAGCUGACCAGCAAGGGUAAACAGUCCAAAAGGAGCCACUGCUUCCCCCCAAUGAACCGGGAGCACAGGAAGCUAGUCCACGAGCUGGCCGAGGCCUACAACGUGGAGAGUGUGAGCUACGACAGCGAGCCCAAACGCAACGUAGUCAUCACCGCCAUCAGGGGGAAGUCUGCCUGUCCUAACUCAACCCUGACCUCCCUGAUGGAGAGAGACACUGGGGUCCCGAGGGCUCCUCCACCCAUUGCCCAUAUCAAACAUAGCAGCAAGGCUGACAGUGUGAGCAGCUGGUCCAAGGCAGUCAAAGAAGAGCCGGUGAUUGACUACUUCGAUGUCCAGGAUUAAUGAAGGCACAAAAGAAGCAAGCUGCAUGAUGUAACAAUCAUACUAAACUAAGAAUGCGUCUGCGGUCCGACGAUUUUUGGAAAUCUGUGAUGCUAUUUCCCCUCUCUCAUUUAGGUUAUUUUUCUCUUGAAGGCCAACACGUGUCACUACAUAAGUAUUUGGGAUUUGUAACCAUAUAAAAAGUGUUACGUUUGAAACGGUGCCAUGAACAUUGUUCGGUGGCAUUAGUGCUUUCUUCCCGCAAAUGCGUACUCCAGACUUUGAAAAUAAUAAUUGAUUGUGUUUUUAUAGGUAGCAAUUUUCACUUGUUCUCAAUGCAGGACUACCAGUAUGUUGUAUUCUACGAGGGGACGUACCAUACACCUUAUUUCAAUAAAGCAAUUUUUCAAUGGG
This is a messenger RNA of Oncorhynchus mykiss (rainbow trout), 4000 nucleotides long. NCBI's taxonomy places the organism in Eukaryota, Metazoa, Chordata, Actinopteri, Salmoniformes, Salmonidae. The record is from RefSeq and is a predicted model, not a curated record.